This is a messenger RNA of Acanthisitta chloris (rifleman), 2948 nucleotides long. RefSeq names its product zinc finger SWIM domain-containing protein 5-like. Gene Ontology annotation, molecular function: zinc ion binding. Gene Ontology annotation, cellular component: Cul2-RING ubiquitin ligase complex. Lineage: Eukaryota; Metazoa; Chordata; Aves; Passeriformes; Acanthisittidae. The annotation marks the transcript as partial. The record is from RefSeq and is a predicted model, not a curated record. The transcript has 13 exons.
GGUUCCACCUCAGCGGGACAGUAACGGAGCCAGCGACUGCAACAGAACCAGAGAUGACCUACAAGGUGGCCAUCAGCUUCGACCGCUGCAAAAUCACCUCAGUGACGUGUGGCUGCGGGAACAAGGACAUUUUUUACUGCGCUCAUGUCGUGGCGCUUUCACUGUACAGGAUCCGCAAGCCGGACCAGGUCAAACUCCGUCUUCCCAUCUCAGAGACCCUUUUCCAGAUGAACAGGGACCAGCUCCAGAAGUUUGUUCAGUAUUUGAUCACAGCACACCACACUGAGGUGCUGCCCACCGCCCAGAAGUUGGCUGAUGAGAUCCUGUCAUCCAACUCAGAGAUCAACCAAGUGCACGGUGCUCCUGAUCCCACUGCUGGGGCCAGCAUCGAUGAUGAGAACUGCUGGCACUUGGAUGAGGAGCAGGUCCGAGAGCAGGUGAAGCUGUUCCUAUCUCAGGGAGGGUACUAUGGCUCGGGAAAGCAGCUCAACUCCAUGUUUGCCAAGGUCCGGGAGAUGCUACGCAUGAGGGACUCCAAUGGAGCCAGGAUGCUGACAUUGAUUACGGAGCAGUUCAUGGCUGAUCCUCGACUCUCCCUCUGGAGGCAGCAGGGGACGGGCAUAACAGAGAAGUGCCGGCAGCUCUGGGAUGAACUGGGGGCGCUGUGGGUGUGUGUGGUAUUAAACCCACACUGCAAGCUGGAAGAGAAAUCCUGCUGGCUCCGGCAGCUGCGCAAGUGGGGCGAGAUGGACGUCUGUCCCCUGGAAGAUGGCAAUUACGGUAACGAGCUUCCCAACAUCACUAACGCGCUUACGCAGAGCUCCGGUCACAGCCAAGACUCACUGGCCAGGCCCAGACGAACCGUGUUCACCCGGGCGAUCGAGGGCUGUGACCUGCACUGGCAGGACAGCCACCUGCAGCGCAUCAUUAGCAGUGACUUCUAUGUGUCCCCUGCCUACCAGCGGGAGGGUGAGAGCCUCCUCUUCAACUCCCAGGGACAGCCACUGUGGCUAGAACAUGUCCCCACAGCCUGUGCUCGGGUGGAUGCCCUGCGCUCCCACGGCUAUCCCAGAGAAGCUCUCCGACUAACUGUUGCCAUAAUCAACACCCUGCGACUGCAGCAGCAAAGGCAGCUGGAAAUAUAUAAGCAUCAGAAGAAAGAGCUGCUGCAGCGAGGAGCAACAACCAUCACCAACCUGGAGGGCUGGGUAGGCCACCCUCUGAACCCCAUCGGCUGCCUCUUUCUCACCCUGACCGAAGCUUGUAGACUAGAAGAGGAAAAUUGCCUUGAAAUUUCAGACGCUGGGGACUCCAAACCCCCAGUGUAUCAACACGUGCCCGUCACGACUGGCAGCCAAGACAGUGGCGAGUCUUACCUGUCCCUGGCCUUAGAGGUGGCCUUGAUGGGGAUGGGUCAGCAGAGAGUGAUGCCUGAAGGUCUCUACGCCCAGGACAAGGUCUGCCGUAAUGAGGAGCAGAUCAUUGCUCGGCUGCAGGACCUGGAGCUGGAUCCAGUGCUGGUGCAGACCCUGCGGAAGCAGUGCAUUUUGCUGCUGGAAGGUGGUCCCUUCAGCGGCUUGGGAGAAGUCAUCCAUCGUGAGAGUGUCCCCAUGCACACCUUUGCCAAAUACCUGUUCUCUGCCCUGCUGCCCCAUGAUGCAGACCUGGCAUACAAGCUGGCUUUGCGGGCCAUGAGGUUGCCUGUCCUGGAGACCACAGCACCGUCUGGCGACGUGACUCACCCCCAUCACCUGGUCUCAGUGGUCCCCAGCAGGUACCCACGCUGGUUCACCCUGGGGCACCUGGAGUCACAGCAGUGUGAGCUGGCCUCCACCAUGCUCACGGCAGCCAAAGGGGACAUGCUGCGCCUACGCACAGUGCUGGAGGCCAUCCAGAAGAACAUCCACUCCUCCUCCUUGAUCUUCAAGCUGGCUCAGGAUGCAUUCAAGAUCGCCACACCAGCUGACAGCAACUCAGACACAACACUGCUCAAUGUGGCACUGGAACUGGGGCUCCAGGUGAUGCGCAUGACCCUGUCCACCCUCAACUGGCGGCGGCGGGAGAUGGUGAGGUGGCUGGUGACGUGUGCGACCGAAGUCGGGGAGUGGGUGAGGGCCCUGGUGAGCAUCCUGCAGAGCUGGUAAAAACCCGGCAUUGGGCCAGCCACAGUGAUGUCCCACAACACCAUCCUGCGCCUGAGCCUGGACUACCCGCAGCGGGAAGAGCUGGCCAGCUGCGCCCGCACCCUGGCACUGCAGUGUGCCAUGAAGGACCCCCAGAACUGCGCCCUGUCCGCCCUGACCCUCUGCGAGAAGGACCACAUCGCCUUCGAGACCGCCUACCAGAUCGUCAUCGAUGCCGCCUCCACCGGCAUGACCUACACCCAGCUCUUCACCAUCGCCCGCUACAUGGAGCACCGGGGCUACCCGCUCCGGGCGUUCAAACUGGCCUCGUUGGCCAUGACGCAUCUCAACCUGGCCUACAACCAGGACACACACCCAGCCAUCAACGAUGUGCUCUGGGCCUGCGCCUUGAGCCACUCUCUGGGCAAAAACGAGCUGGCGGCCAUCAUCCCACUGGUGGUGAAGAGCGUGCACUGUGCCACGGUGCUCUCGGACAUCCUUCGCCGCUGCACCAUGACAGCCCCGGGGCUGGCUGGCAUCCCUGGCCGCAGGAACUCGGGGAAGCUGAUGUCCACCGACAAAGCCCCCCUGCGACAGCUGCUGGACGCGACAAUAAGCGCCUACAUCAACACCACCCACUCCCGGCUCACCCACAUCAGCCCACGGCACUAUGGGGAGUUCAUCGAGUUCCUCAGCAAGGCCAGGGAGACCUUCCUCCUGGCGCAGGACGGGCACAUACAGUUUGCCCAGUUCAUUGACAAUCUCAAACAAAUCUACAAAGGCAAGAAAAAACUGAUGCUGCUGGUGCGGGAACGGUUUGGGUGA